Molecule: messenger RNA, 3314 nt
Organism: Paramuricea clavata
Lineage: Eukaryota; Metazoa; Cnidaria; Anthozoa; Malacalcyonacea; Plexauridae
Source: the annotation of a GenBank genome assembly
AUGGUCAAUGAUUUACAAUGCGGUUCGGGGAGGAAUUGGAAAUUCGUUGAUGAUGUUACUAUUUCUGAGGGAUUAUUAAGGAAUGGGGAACCGUCUGUAAUCCAGUCCGAUUUAACUUCUAUAGCUACAUGGGCAUCUAAUAACCUGAUAAAACUGAACGCAAAGAAAUGCAAAGAGAUGCAAAUUUGUUUCUUUCGGAACAAACCUGAACUACCACACUUGUGUGUUGAAGACCAGAUCUUAGAAUGUGUAUCGUCGCACAAGGUUCUUGGAUUGAUUAUCCAGGAUGACCUUAAGUGGAACGAACAUAUUUCGAUGAUUGUUACCAAAGCAUCCAAGCGACUGCAUAUCCUACGUGUCCUACGACGGGGAGGGAUUCCACCGCACGACCUGAUCACAAUUUAUUAUGCAUUGAUUAGAUCUACAUUAGAAUAUUGUUGUACAGUAUGGCAUUGUGGUCUACCUAUGUAUCUGUCUGAACAAGUCGAAAAAAUUCAAAAACGUGCACUGAGGAUUAUACUGCCAGGUCGAUCCUACGGUGAAGCGCAAGAAAUGUUGCAGUGUCCUAGGCUGGAUAUAAGUCGAGGUGAACUUUGCGAAAAGACGAUGAAAAAUAUUGCAUUGGGCAGUCGUCUUUCUUCCCUUCUAACUCUCACCAGUGAAAACGAACAUGUGUAUAAUUUAAGGAAUUUUAAACAAUUCGCUUCUUUUAAAUGUAGAACUGAUAGAUUUGGUAAUAGUUUUUUCCGUAGCAUGAUUAGUGUUUUAAACAAAUAAUUGUUCUUAGUUAUAAGUUCUUAUUUAAUAAUCUAAUGAUAUAUUUGUAAUAUAGUUACUUUUAGUAUUGUAAUUCCCAUUCAAAUCAAUUGUAAAACACAUUGUAAUUCAUUUUCAUGCGAUAAUGUGUUAUUAAAAUACCAUUAUUAUUAUUAUUAUUAUGAUGAAGAUGUAACCUGCCAAUUCAAACAGAUGGGAAAACUAAAAGGUCUAAAACUUGGUAGUCUAAAUAUCAAUAGUCUAUUAAAAAAUAUUGAACAUAUUCGUUAUAUUUUAUCACAGUGUUCCUUUCACAUCUUUGCUAUUAACGAAACAAAAAUUGAUUCAUUAGUAAAUGUCUCUGAAAUAAGUAUACCAGGUCAUAAUCUAGUUAGAAGAGAUAGAAAUAGAAAUGGAGGUGGUGUUGUAAUAUAUGCUCAAGAACACCUCUCCAUUUUGGUUAGAAAUGACUUAGUUCCAAAUAAUCUCUUCGGUGGCCAAGUGGUUAGCGCACUUGCCUUUCACCUCUGAGGCUGCAGGUUCGAGUCUCACUAAGUACCUUUUCAGUGCGACUCGAACCCAGUCCCCAUGUGAAAAGAGUAAAAGUCAACGCUCUGCCGAAAGCCGUGGGUUUUCCCCGGGUACUCCGGUUUCCUCCCACAGGGAAAGUUGACAGGGUGGGUUAGGUAAAAAAAUAAAAGGGCCUACAGUAAUUGGCAUAUGCUGUUGUGGUGACCCUGCCCUAGUUGGCAAAGCUAAAUAAAUAAAUAAAUCUGGAAAUGAUCUGUAUCGAAAUUAAUCAACCUUUCAACAGGUCAUUUCUAGUUAGUACAUGGUAUAGACCACCUAAUUCAAUUACGGAUGUAUUUGAUCAUAGUUAAUAGAGGAGAUGGUUUGGAAACUCGUUAGCAUUACAAUAAAAUCACAAUAAACCUCAUUAUCUAUGUUGUUCAGGCAGUAUACAAAAAUGUGGUCUUUCAUCGUCACGAGCGUAUUGUAUUUUUCUCAAAUCAACCAAUAGGAACGUUCAAAAUGUCCUAUUGUUAAAGUCAUGGAUGAGCAAUUGGACAAAACGGUUGCUAUUGGUUGGUUGAGCAAAAAUACAAUACGCACGUGAUGAUGAAAGACCACAUUUUUGCAUAAACCUGAACAAAAACAUAGAUAGUGAGGUUUAUUGUAAUGCUAAUGAGUUUCCAAACCAUCUCCUCCAUUAACUAUGAUUUGAUGCAUACGAUAUUUUUCUUCUUAAUUGUGAUGCUGAAAACAAAGGACUAAUCCUAUCAGGAGAUAUAAAUUGUGAUGUUCCUAAAUCCCCACCAGAAGCGCAUACAAGUAGAUUUCAAUCUAUAAAUUCAUUAUAUAACAUGGCUCAGUUAAUAGAAGAACCAACCAGGGUUGCGAGAACAUCUGCUACUAUAAUUAACCUUAUUCUGACAAAUGUUCCUGAAAAAAUUUCUCAUGCUGGCGUCUUUCACGUUGGUAUAUCAGAUCAUAGCUUAAUAUAUGCAGUUCGCAAAUUCAAACCACUUAAACGAAGGCCGACUAUUAAAAAGUUCGUAAUUUUAAACACUUUACUGAAACAGAAUUUAUAUCUGACCUAACCAAUAUUCCUUGGAAAACUGUUUUCAUAACAAGUGAUCCAAACUUGAGUUGGAAUAAGUGGAAGGAACUAUUUAUCGGAACACUAGAUAAACAUGCUCCUGUUAGACAUAUAAGAUCAGGGAAACACACCACUCCGUGGAUGACAGCGGAAAUAAGGUCAGCUAUGAGAAGAACAGACUACCAUAAGAAAAAGGCCAUAAAGUUGAAUUCUGAUUCACAUUGGCAUAAUUAUAAGAGUUUGCGUAAUAAAGUUAAUAAACUAAUACGUGAGACAAAAUCUACUUUCUAUAUCAACAAAAUAUCUGAAUGUGCAGAAACUAUGGAUUUAAAAAAUGCUGGUCUACAAUAAAUUCCCUGCUAGGGAAACAAAAUAAAUCCAAUUAUGUUAGCGAGCUCAAAGUUGGUGAAAAUGUCAUCACAGACCCUAAUCUCAUUGCGGAGCAUUUAAUACACACUUCAUCAACAUUGGAGUGUACCCUGAUGAAAAUGAUACGCCAAACGAUUGUGGAGAAAAUAUUGAUUUCUCUGACACAAACAUCCAUUCCCAAACUAAUAAUAAAUUUAAUUUUUCUCUCAUUACAGUUGAUAGUGUCCUCUGUAAUUUGAAACACCUUAAAGCAAAUAAAUCUACUGGCCUAGACGCCAUCCCAGCGAAAAUACUAAAACUAGCUGCCCAUAUUAUUGCCCCUUCCUUAACGUAUAUUUUUAAUUUAUCUCUUCAAAGCGGUAUUUAUGUUAACGAUUGGAAACGAGCUCGAGUAAUUCCUAUCUUCAAAUCUGAAGAUAAAAGUAAAUGUGAAAAUUAUAGACCCAUUUCUAUUUUGUCAAUUGUAAGCAAAGUCUUUGAAAAAGGAGUGUUUAGGCAAGUGUAUACGUACGUGAAUGAAAGUAAUCUUCUCUCAAAGUAUCAAUCUGGCUUUUCUGCCACAACACUCAACCUUAUCAGCCCUCAUUAA